AUGGAUAGAAAUAUUUUUGCAAAUAACCCAAUGAUCAUUGACAUGGGUUCAAGUUAAAUUAAAGCAGGGUUUGGAGGUGAGGAUAAACCAAAAGUGAUUUUUAAUUCAUAUAUUGGACGCCCAAAAGUAAAGGCUUUGUCUGCUACAAAUAGUUAAGAAUUAUAUGUAGGAAAUUAAAUUACAGAUAGUAUAAGAGGGAAUAUGAAAAUAAAAUAUCCAUAUCAGAAAGGUAUAAUAAAGGAUAUGAAUGAUAUGGAUCAACUAUGGAAAUACACUUUCUAGGAAUUGCAUAGCAACCCUAAAGAAUGCCCAAUUUUAUUGACUGAACCAUCAUUUUCUAGUCAAAUCUAGAAGAUGGAGAUUGCAAAGUAGUUCUUUGAAAAUUACGAUUGUCCUGCUCUAUUCUUUGCAGUAUCUGGAAUAGUUAGUUUAUUUGCAAGUGGGAAAACUACUGGAGUGAUUUUGGAUGUUGGAGACACAGUAUCGUAAAGUAUCCCAAUUUACGAUGGGUUUUACAUUUAACAUAGUGCAUAAAGAGUAGAUUUGGCAGGAAGAGAUGUCACCGAUAAUUUGAACAAUUUGUUAAGAAGAUCAGGAUACAUAUUCACAAAAUCUGCAGAGUUGGAAAUUAUUAAGAAGAUCAAAGAAAAGCGUUGUUUUUUGAGUCCAACAAUGAUAGCAGAGGAGAAGUUUUAGGAAGAGAGAAAGAUAAAAGAUCAAUAUAUGCUACCUGAUAACAAUACGAUUGAGAUAAGUUAUGAGAAACAGAGGGCUCCAGAAAUCUUGAUGUCUCCAGAAAAAUACGGUCUAGAAUUAAAUUCCAUUCCUGAAAUUCUCGCCAAUUCUAUAUAGAAAGUGGAUUUGGACCUGCGUAAGUCUUUAUACAACGAGAUUGUUUUGACUGGAGGAACCUCUUUGAUGCAAGGUUUUCCCGAGAGAUUGAUUGGAGAAGUCAAAAGAUUGAUUCCAAAAGAUGCUAAGGUCAAAAUUUGGGCUCCUCCAGAGAGAAUUACUUUAUGUUGGUAAGGUGGUUCUAUUUUAUCUAAAUUGGCUUCUUUCAAAAGUAUGUGGAUAUUAAAAAAGGAGUUUGAGGAUGAAGGUGAAAGAAUUUUAAUAAAAAAAUAAUUGUGA
Messenger RNA from Paramecium tetraurelia, 1131 nucleotides. RefSeq lists its product as uncharacterized. The record is from RefSeq and is a predicted model, not a curated record. The transcript has 7 exons. NCBI's taxonomy places the organism in Eukaryota, Ciliophora, Oligohymenophorea, Peniculida, Parameciidae.